Cyprinus carpio (common carp) is the source of this 2459-nucleotide messenger RNA. RefSeq names its product zinc finger protein 513-like. Gene Ontology annotation, biological process: regulation of transcription by RNA polymerase II. Gene Ontology annotation, molecular function: DNA-binding transcription factor activity; RNA polymerase II cis-regulatory region sequence-specific DNA binding. Lineage: Eukaryota; Metazoa; Chordata; Actinopteri; Cypriniformes; Cyprinidae. The record is from RefSeq and is a predicted model, not a curated record. The coding region runs from base 571 to 2223 and encodes 550 amino acids. The transcript has 4 exons.
GCUGCACAUUCCCAUCACAACAACUCCAGCAGCAAACUUCUUCAACACAUGGAGACACUUUACCGGGAUAAAAAUCCACCUGGAAAAAUAAUUCCUCGUGGAGAGACGCUGAUAUUCCCGCUGCUGGUUGUCCAGAGCUUAUAAACACUGGACUUUUAUUUGUCUUCUCUUUUUGGGCUAGCUAGUCAUGCUAGUUAGCCUUCGACUGAAAACACAAAUUAUAUCCAAAAUAUCUUAAUUUUUUCAUUGCUUUGGAUGAAUAACAGACUCGAGACGCCAAUGUAAACUUAAUAUAAUCGUAUUUGACAGCGUUUCUGCAGUUUUGUCCAUGAAUUACGUAUGUAGUUUAAUAUUAGCUCACGCUAACUGAAAUAAUAACGGGAGUUUCAGUGGUUUGGAUAUGUUUUCUGGAGAUACACGGUAUUAAACGUGUUUAACUCGGGGUUUAUGAGUGAUCUGAGGAACUCUUUGUUCGGGAGAGGAAGAGGAAAAUGAGGAAGAGGAAGAUGAUGGCGAUGAAGAUCAGCUCAACAGGGAACUGCUGAUUAUAAACAGACACAUUCAGAGAAAAUGCCUAGAAGAAAACAGUCGAACCCACAGCCUGUCAAAUUGGGAGCUGAAGAUGGGGCGGCAGUCGGCAAUCAGGAAAACCUGGUCCUGGAGAGUGACUUCCUCCUCGGACAGGAACUGGGUUUUGGAGAAAAUGACUACAGGAUCGUGGGUUUUGAGAGGGACUCGGUAGACUCGGUCACGGCUGACAUGGGAAUGCCGGUGUAUGGUUUCAGCGAUGAGGACUGCUCCAGCUACAACCGUCUCAGCAUGGAGAGCGACUUCGAGGACCCACGAGACACGGAGAGCGAGCGGGAGGAGAUGGGUCCCGACACCACGUUUGCCCCGUACCUCUCCUGCAGGCAGUGCGGCCAACUGCUGGGCGACCCCCUGAGCGGCGCGCUGGACCUCGCCGGCCUCUACUGCCUCCAGUGCGGCGCCGAGGGUGGAGACGCAGACCGGCAGGACCGUCCACUAGAGGAGGCCCACCCCACAGACACCGCUCAAGGGAAGGCAAACCGAGGCAGAUCCACAUCUGACGGAAGCUCUUGUAAAACGUACUCCUGCAAACUGUGCAGCUUCAGCUCACGUUACUCCAACCACUUGAAGCGGCACAUGAAAACGCACAACGGCGAGAAGCCGUACCGCUGCCAGCAGUGCACGUACGCCUCUGCCCAGCUGGUGAACCUGCAGCGGCACGUGCGCACGCACACCGGCGAGAAGCCAUACAAAUGCGAGUUCUGCACAUUCGCGUGCAACUCUCUGGGUAACCUGAGGAGGCACCAGCGCAUGCACACGCAAGAGAAAGACCUUAACUGCAGCCAGUGUGACUUCAGAGCCAACAACAGCCACUCCUUAAAUAAACACAUGACGAGCCACAAGGAGGACGAAUCGACAGCCUUAACGGAAGAGUCUGUGGUGUCUGACCUGACUCUGCACAUCAGUAGCGACCCUGACUUCCUCCAAAGCUACGAUACCCUACGAACUGACCGCCAUCCUCCCACCCUGCUGCACGCUGAGGGUUUGGCCAAAGAGUCGGACCCUCUGCCCGAGCUGCUAUUUCCCUUCACGUGCCGUGUGUGCGGCGCGGUGCUGGAGGACGAGGAGGGCGCCACGGCACAGAUCUGCAGCAAAUGCACACUAGACAUGUUGUCCAAAAGCUCCCCGAGCAGCCCGGAGAAAGGUGACAAGCUGUUCUCGUGCACAUCAUGUCCGUUCGUCACACAGUACCCCAACCAUCUCGCCCGCCACAUGAAGACUCACAGCGGCGAGAAGCCCUACAAGUGCCCACAGUGCAAUUACGCUUCCGCCCACUUCGACAACCUCAAGCGGCACCACCGCGUGCACACGGGCGAGAAGCCCUACAAAUGCCGCGUGUGCGACUACGCUUGCGGCAACCUGGCCAAUCUCAAGCGGCAUGAGCGCAUCCACUCGGGCGCCAAGCCCUUCCAGUGCAGCGUGUGCAGCUACAGCUGCAACCAGAGCAUGAACCUGAAGCGCCACAUGCUGCGGCACACCGGCGAGAAGCCCUUCAAGUGCCAGGAGUGCGGCUACACCACGGGCCACUGGGACAAUUACAAACGCCACCAAAAGAAGCACGGCCACUCCGCCGAAGGCUGGCCUAAGAUGCAGCUGCCGGAGAAAGAGGAAGAGGAUGAGGAAGGAGAAAUGUAGUGAAAGCUCUCUAUGAUGUCUAUCUCGAGUUGCCUUAUUAUUAUUUUCAUCAUCAUCAGAGGAAUCCAUACGGUAACAGUGAGUCGCAACAGGGCCGGUGUGCUGUUUUUUUUGAGGGGGGGGUUUAUUUCACUUGAUUGUAUGUUGUCCAACUGUUUACAGCAGAUGAUUUCAAUCCAAGAAUCACAGGUUUGCAAGUUAUGGUCAUUAUCUUGAACUGAAAGAGCACAUUUAUG